Nicotiana attenuata is the source of this 518-nucleotide messenger RNA. RefSeq lists its product as uncharacterized. The record is from RefSeq and is a predicted model, not a curated record. The transcript is spliced from 4 exons. Bases 90 to 428 code for a protein of 112 amino acids. NCBI's taxonomy places the organism in Eukaryota, Viridiplantae, Streptophyta, Magnoliopsida, Solanales, Solanaceae.
ACCUCUCUCUAUCUCACGAUUGUCGGCAGCCAACUCAUCUCACACUGUCGCCGGCCACCACCACCAGGCACUGCUUUAUUGGGAUCUGUAUGUGCCAAAAGGAUUGGACUCAUCCAGGAUUUAUUUUACAUGAAAUAAUAUUGAGUUCAAGGGACUGCAUUAGCAUCAGAGUAACAUCGUGCAGUUAUAUUGCUUAUCACUUGAAUAGACCAGAUAGGAUGCAGGACAAUUCAGUAAAUGAUAAAAUAAAUCAUGUGAAGGGUGCAAUGUGUUUUCUAACUUUGUUAUCACAGUUUCAUCAACUUAUGCUCAAGAGGGUCCAGACUGCUCAUAUCAUAGCAUGCACAAUACAUUUACUAUGCUGGUGUAAUUUGACGGGCUUAUCUGGUGCAAUAUGGCUCCUUUUCCUUGUGCGUAAGAGCUGUUGAUCUGGAGAAAUACCUAUCAUUUUGAUACACAAAUAGAUUUUCAAGCUGAUGUAUGUUGUGAAAAUCGUGUGCUGCACUUUGAGUUGUGUA